This is a messenger RNA of Rhododendron vialii, 1230 nucleotides long. RefSeq names its product transcription factor CYCLOIDEA-like. The transcript has 3 exons. The record is from RefSeq and is a predicted model, not a curated record. Gene Ontology annotation, biological process: regulation of secondary shoot formation. Gene Ontology annotation, molecular function: DNA-binding transcription factor activity; sequence-specific DNA binding. Gene Ontology annotation, cellular component: nucleus. NCBI's taxonomy places the organism in Eukaryota, Viridiplantae, Streptophyta, Magnoliopsida, Ericales, Ericaceae. Bases 92 to 904 code for a protein of 270 amino acids.
CAUCCUUGUUCGAUCGAUCAUUAGACAAGAUUAUAUGUACCAUUGUUGCUAGGGUUUGUCAAGAGCAAGCUUCACUUGCUAAUUUUUGCAAAUGUUCUCUUCAACCACCAAUGCAUAUCUCCUCCCACGCCUCUCUCCUCCUCCUCCCUUUCUCGGCGUCGGCGAUGCCACCGAUUUCUUCCUCCAGUACCACUCGGAUCUGCUCCUGACCGACACCCUUUUCGGCAUGGUAGUUUCAAACAAGCCUCCGGCGAGAAACCAAGAAGCCAGUACUGAACUCAAUGGACAAAGUUUUGGUCCAAAGAGCGCGCUGCCAAAGACGAAGAAGGCCGCGAAGAAGCACAAGCACAGCAAGAUUUUCACGGCUCAAGGGCUGAGGGAUCGGAGAGUGAGGCUCUCAAUCGAGACGGCUCGCAAGUUCUUUGAUCUCCAGGACAUGCUAGGGUUCGAGAAAGCAAGCAAAACCAUUGAUUGGUUGCUAAAAAACUCGAAGGCAGAAAUCAAGGACCUGCUGAACAAGGUGACGGACGGCUCGAGUGGUGGUGCAAAGAGGAGUACUCUGACUGCUACUGCCCCUGGAUGUGAAGUGGCAUCAGCAGGAGCCUUUGACGAUACCAAGAUGAAGGAACUGGAGAUUAGUACUGGUGGCAAGGGCAAAAAGGUCAAGUUACAGAGAGAUAGGGCUGCUGCAUUUGAUGAGAGAUAUCUUGCUGCAAGAGAGUCUAGGGCAAGGGCAAGAGAGAGAGCCAGGGAAAGAACAAGAGAGAAGAAGAUCUUGAGAUCCAAGUUGAAGGGAUCUCCAAUUUCCAGUGAUGAGCAAAAAAAGAUUUCAGAAUAUGGUUUCAAGUUUGUACCAAGCUUCGGAAGGCCUGCAACAUCGACAGCCAAUGGUAACGUAGUUUAAGGUAUAGUUAGCCCUGCAGGUUACAAUAAAGGUAGUAGUGAUGGUCUUUUGAUGAAGCAAGGCAGAGGAAGUGGUGGUUCGAUCAGAUCGGUUGGAUUCACUAACCAUCACUGUGUAGUCUUGCCCAUGAAAGUUGCCAUCGAAGACAUUCCCUGCGAGAUUGAUCUGUUAGGAGUCAUGAUUUUCUUUUUAUUCAUAGAUUGGCAAAUGUAGUUGCAUAUACUUUGGCAACUUCGGGUUUGCAAGAUUCUGAUAUUCAUAUUUGGUAAGCUAGGCCUCCUUAUUUGUUAUUGAAUCCUUUGUGGAACAAUAACCGUCUUCUUUGA